AAUUUGAUCAAAGUGAACAGAACACUGUAGUGAUCACAACAGGACUUUUUAUGACUUUAAUUAAAUGAUAAUUGGAGCCGAAGGUUUCCUAUCACCUUUAACGUUGUUUAAACUUCGGGUUAGCCGUUAGCUUAGCUUCCUCACCGGAAAGAAGAAGCUCUAGUUAUUUGACACGGUGGAGUCCAAGAUGGAGGACAUGUACAUUAAACCAGGUAUUGGCAGGUGAUGUUUGCUUUACUGAGUGUCUGUCCUGUCAGACUAACGGCUGGGACGAUCGAUGUCUUUAAUCCCAGGAAUGUAACCAGGAGCGGGGUUGGAAUGACCCUCCUCAGUUCUCUUAUGGCCUCCAGAUGGCCCAUGGACCACAGAGGAACCCCCUAAACAAGAGAGCAGCUCCACCUGCUUCUGGUGCAGGAGCCCCGCCCCCUAUCCCUGCUUCCUCCAACCCUCUGGCUCCACCCCCAUGUGGUAUAGCCCCGCCCCCUCUACACCCAGCUCGCCCUCCACUUGCCUGCAUGGCUACACCCACUCCUCCCUCAGGGCCAAUGAGAAGUCAGAGAGAGGCCGACAGCAGCCAAUCAGAGCAGUCAGGGAGUGAGCCUGAUGUGGAGGUGGUGGUGUCAGUGCUGGAGCGAGCGCUGACCGUCUGCAGACAGACUGUUAAAGAUCAGGUGUGUAAUGACGUGGCAAAGAGGCUCCGCUUCCUGGAGGACAGCUGGAGGUCAGGUAGACUGAGCCUACCUGUCAGGAGACGCAUGGACACCCUGGCUCAAGAGUUGCAGUUGGGUCACUGGGAUGCAGCUGAUGAGAUCCAUCGCUCUCUGAUGGUCGAUCAUGUGACCGAGGUCAGUCAGUGGAUGGUUGGCGUCAAACGACUCAUUGCUGAGACCCGGAUGCUGAGUCCAGAACUCCUAGAACCACUGCAGAAACCUGCAGAACCAGUCCAGGACUCUGCAGAACCAGUCCAGGACCCAGUCUCCCAGUCCUGACCCUUUAGUCCUGCAGGACUCUCUCUCCAGCAGGUUUCUGUCUUCUCUUGACAAACUGUAACUCUUCUAAUGACCUGGUGUUGAUAAUCCUUACAUCACACUUCAGCAGAGGGUCAAAGGUCAGAGCCCCAGGAGCAGGUAGGAGGUCGGCAGGAACAGACUUACUGUUCUCCUGUUCUGGACUAGACUGUAUCUGGACUCGGGACUCGGGACUCGGGACUCUGGACUCUGGACUCUGGACUCUGGACUCUGGACUCUGGACUCUGGUCUCUGGACUCUGGACUCUGGACUCUGGACCUUGAACUCUCUGCAGUGACAGUAAAGCUCAUCAGGAACAAACUGUUGAUGUGGGAAUAAAUCUUCUUCUCUCUUUCUGUGUCAGAGCGUUGUUGACUCUCUGAGUGCUUUUAUUCUGGAGCAGGGAUCCUCAGAGACCUGAUCCGGACCCUGUGGAUCCCUGGUCCCGUCUCAGUGAAGUGGAUCUUGAAAUGUGACGUUACAGCUCACAUGACGACGCUGACUGUAUCUGUAUUUUAUGACCUGGUCUGUGUCAGGCUGCUGCAGCUUCACAUUAAAAGCAUCGAACUGA
Molecule: messenger RNA, 1578 nt
Organism: Seriola dumerili (greater amberjack)
Lineage: Eukaryota; Metazoa; Chordata; Actinopteri; Carangiformes; Carangidae
Gene: sra1
Product: steroid receptor RNA activator 1
Exons: 7
Coding region: 351-989 (212 amino acids)
Biological process (GO): regulation of transcription by RNA polymerase II
Cellular component (GO): nucleus
Source: RefSeq, a predicted model, not a curated record